This is a messenger RNA of Mizuhopecten yessoensis (Yesso scallop), 1201 nucleotides long. RefSeq lists its product as uncharacterized. NCBI's taxonomy places the organism in Eukaryota, Metazoa, Mollusca, Bivalvia, Pectinida, Pectinidae. The record is from RefSeq and is a predicted model, not a curated record. The transcript is spliced from 2 exons. Bases 140 to 778 code for a protein of 212 amino acids.
AUUAUUGACAAGUACUGUACUGGGAAAAAUAUCGGGAAAAGGAUUAAAUGUCCUUGUUCCUCUGACUGUGAUAUGGCAGGCACACUUAAUUGGGGAUACAAGUAUAGGGAAUGAAGAGGCGUGGCAUGGACGUUUAGAUAUGAUUGUCAACCAAGAUGUAGAGGUGAACAUUAUUGAAGAUGACGACCCCGAUCCUGAAAGUCCAGGAGGAAAACCAUCAGUCGGAGGAAAGAAAAACACUACUAGUAUGGAAAAGAAUCAUCAAACCAUCGCUCAGACUGUAGUUUUUCCUUUUUUUCAGCAACAGAUUCACCCUCUGAGUAGACAUUUUGCAGUACCAUGUUUUGGAAUAACAAGCACAGGUUUAGUUAUAUAUUUUUAUGAUUCAAGGCAUGAUGUCCUCCUGGAAAGCACUCCCAUUUCUUUGUUAACAUCAGUUAAGAAUGAACCAUACAUAAAGGUCAACUUAACAGCAAUAAUGGCAUCUUGGCUAGCUGUUAAUUACAAGUAUUUGUCAAGAGGAUUACCAGAGUCUCUGAAAUCUGAAGACAGUAAAACUGAUUUUUUCUCUCAAGCUGUAGGAAAAAUUGAAGUGUACAAAAAUAGUUUGAAAUCCGGUGUUGUCGGAGUAGCAGUACAUCCACCGACAGAUAAUGAGGUUUCAGAUGAAUCAGACGACUUGGAUGAUAUAAUACGCUCACUGUAUGAAGUUUUUGUUGAAGUGGAAAGUUUAAAUGAGAAUUUAAAAGAAUUUCCAAAUGACAAGUAUUGGAUAUAGACUUUAUUUUGUUCAAACGACUUGUAUCCCUUGAUGAAGUUAGAAAGGGAUUACAAACAAAAAACGUUAAACCAGACUCCUUACAGAAUCUGACACGACCAGUUUUUGUCAAGACUUUUGUUUAUGAUUCAUAACAACUGUUGAUAUGUUCAGAAAUUAACUUGUUUACUAAGUUAUAUACCAUGAUGGAUCAAGGAGAUUACAAGCAAUUGUGAAUUUCGCUGGUUUGUUAACAUAUCUUCCAUUUUGAUAAAUAUGUCCCUUUCAGAUGGACCCAAUGUGAAAAUAUUGGCUCUGCAGUUUCCAGAAUUUUUGUAAAGAUUCUGAUGUUAUUUAAAUGAUAUGUACAUUAAAUACAUUGUUCAACUUUGUUAAAAUCUAAAAGAAGUAUGAUCAUAUUGCUGAUUCAAUUUCUUCGCUUGA